AUGGUGCAGCAAACGGACUUGACAUCCAAAGCCGAGGAUGAUUUGUACAUGCGCCUGAAAGAGUUGAAACGCCAGAUGGAGUUCCUUGACAUCCAGGAGGAGUACAUCAAAGAUGAGAUGAAGAAUCUCAAGCGCGAGAUGAUCCGUGCACAGGUGGAGAUCAAGCGUGUCCAGUCUGUUCCCUUGGUCAUAGGUCAGUUCUCGGAAAUGAUUGACCAAAGCCACGGCAUAGUCUCUUCAACUGCGGGCUCCAAUUACUAUGUCCGCAUUUUGAGCACGCUCAACCGGGAGCUGCUGAAGCCGAGCAGCUCAGUGGCUUUGCACCGGCAUUCGCAUGCUGUGGUUGACAUUUUGCCACCGGAAGCCGAUAGCACUGUCCAGAGCAUGGCUAUGUCAGAGAAGCCUGAUGUCACAUAUGCAGACAUUGGCGGCAUGGAUAUCCAGAAGCAGGAAAUCAAAGAGGCUGUGGAGCUGCCAUUGACCCACAAGGAGCUUUAUGCUCAAAUCGGGAUCGACCCUCCCAGUGGUGUGCUCUUGUAUGGUCCGCCAGGCACCGGCAAGACGAUGCUUGCAAAAGCAGUGGCAAACCAAACUACAGCCACAUUCAUCCGCAUGGUUGGUUCCGAAUUUGUUCAGAAAUACCUGGGUGAAGGCCCUCGCAUGGUUCGAGAUGUGUUCCGCCUAGCACGUGAGAAUGCGCCCUCCAUUGUUUUCAUCGAUGAGAUAGAUGCUAUCGGCACCAAGCGUUUCGAUUCACAAACAGGCGCCGAUCGUGAGGUCCAGCGUAUCUUGCUUGAGCUUUUGAACCAGAUGGAUGGUUUCGACCAGGACACGACCGUGAAAGUCAUUAUGGCCACGAACCGCGCAGACACGCUGGACCCCGCGCUCUUGCGGCCAGGGCGUUUGGACCGGAAGAUCGAGUUCCCGUUACCAGACAGGCGUCAGAAGCGUUUGAUCUUUCAAACGAUCACAGCGAAGAUGAACUUGAGCGAGGAGGUCGACUUGGAAGACUACGUCUCAAGGCCGGAGAAAAUCAGCUGCGCUGAUAUUGCAGCCAUUUGUCAGGAGGCGGGGAUGCAGGCUGUUCGCCACAAUCGUUACGUCAUCCUGCCGAAGGACUUUGAAGCAGGUUGGAAGGACCACGCGAAGAAGAAGGAUCGGGACUUCGACUUCUACGGCUUCUAG
This is a messenger RNA of Symbiodinium necroappetens, 1185 nucleotides long. NCBI's taxonomy places the organism in Eukaryota, Dinophyceae, Suessiales, Symbiodiniaceae. The record is from the annotation of a GenBank genome assembly.